GGAAGAUAAAGACUGCAGGAAAUCCUACCCAUCUUACCGUGAUUUCUUUGUUGGCGGCGGAAAAAAAAAGCGCGACGUGUGAUGAGAUGUUGAGAAGAUAACGGAAAUCUCCCAUCAUGAAUCCUGCUCAGAUCCCCUUUGUCAGAGUGAAUGAAGAGAAAGUCAUUUCAAAGUCAGAGCUGUUGUCCCUUUUAAAAACCUAUAACUGCUACCAUGAAGGAAAGAGUUUUCAGCUCCGCCUCCGAGAGGAAGGGGGCGAGUUGAUUAUGGAGGGUUUACUCAACAUCUCCUGGGGCCUGAGGAGGCCAAUCAGACUGCAGAUGCAGGAUGACCACGAGCGCUUCCACUUUGCCAAUGCAGGAUUCUGGAAGCCAGAGAGCCCAGGGAGAGACCAUGGGAAUGAAAAUCAACAGAGUCCCAUUCAGUUUUCAUUUGAGUCCAACAACAAUGAAGUUACUGUACCAGCAAAAAACAGUUUUGAUGGCCUUAGCUCAGAAGAGGAAACUCCUCAACUUCCAAGAACCAGAAGUGAUGCCAGCUUCAUGAACAUCCAAAGAAGGUCCAAACAGCGAUCCUCAGGAGACUUACAAAGGGUUAAAAGGCAUCGCUUCUCCAUCAAUGGGCACUUUUACAACCACAAGACAUCGAUCUUCACCCCAGCUUAUGGGUCAGUAACUAAUGUUCGUGUGAGCAGUUCAAUGACAACACAACAAGUGCUCAGUCUGCUACUGAAUAAAUUUCGGGUGGAAAAUAAAGCGGACGAAUUUGCACUUUAUAUCGUCCAUGAAUCAGGAGAAAGGACGAAGAUUAAAGACACUGAAUAUCCCUUGGUGUUGCGUGUGCUGCAUGGCCCAUGUGAAAAAAUUGCCAAACUAUUUAUUAUGGAAAAGGAUCUGGGUGAAGAGGUUACUUAUGAUGUUGCACAGUACAUAAAGUUUGAGAUGCCUGUAUUGGAUAGCUUUGUCACAAAACUGAGGGAAGAAGAGGAGAGAGAGAUUUCAAAACUGACAGAAAAGUAUGGUGUACUGAAAUCAGUGAUACAACAACAGCUAAAGGAUAUUUCUGAAAGUGCAGACUGUGUGUGAAGAUAUAGAUUUCUUACUUGUUUUUGACUGAGGACAUACUAGAUGCAAUAUGAUUUAUACUUAGGAGUUUGGAAGUACCAGUAACUGAUUUCACAUAGAAUACUCAGGAGUGACACACAAUGUGAGAUGCUACUGUUAAAAUACUUUAUAAAGCACUUAAGUAUUUUUAAAUGCUGAGGGUUGGUUUUUUAUUUUUAUUUUUAAAGUUAGUGACACUUCUUGAACUACAUAUCAUAAUUAAACACUGAAUGUAUUUGGUUGAACACAAUACACUUUUUAAGAAUGUAUAAUAAAACAUUUUUAUUUAUUAUUUUUUUUACAGAUGUUCAGUCUAUGUAUUUCCAUGUGGUUCGUGGUAUUUCUAGUAAAAUGCAUUAAUUGUAAGGUAUGUUUCAGAUAUAUUUGAUUCCACAAACCUGCAAAAGGAGGCACUCCAGACAUACAUAAGUGCAAAGAGCAGCAGAAAAUCAAAAAGCACAACAACCAGACCAAAAGCUCAAGCGUAAAUUCAGAAACACAUCAGUGUCACUUGAGAAACAUUGGCCCGUACUGACAUCACAUGCUCACUACUGCUUUUCAGUCUGUUAUCUAGUUAACCUCGUGAACACGAUGUUAUUAUAGGGAUUAGUAAUUCAUUCUUGUGAGUAACCUGGCUUCCUUUUUCAGUGCUCACACGCUCAUAAUGCUGAGAAAAGUUGACUGCAUAUGUAGAUAACAUUACAUGAAUGCCCUUGAUGAUACGUUUUUUUUUUAAAGUAUGAAUAAAAACAUGAGUAGAUUCAUUUAAACUGUUUUUGAAGGUCUUGUCUAUUUUUGAAGACUGACGCACACUGUAACCAAUCAGCAGCGAGCAUGUGAUGUUCAACAAGGACCUGCCCUUUCUAUUUCUACUUAAAGUUGCUAUGUUUUCUAAUUUUCUGCUGUAAUUUUGCUUUGUUUAUGUGUUUUGCAUUUUCAGGUCCACCAUUAAAACAAAAUACAUCAUCCAUCAGGCCUACAAAGAAUUUGAUUUCCAGUUUUCAAAUCACUACUACAGUUAAAUAUUAUAUAUUUUCUUUGCUCUGCUCCCAAACCUCACUUUUAUAUACAUGUUGUUAUUAUGCUACAUGAUCUCAUUAUCUCAAUUCAUUGUCAGGGUUGCUUUCCUUGAGAAGAAAAAAGUAAUUUGCUGUUUCCUGCAUCCUAACAAUGAGUCCUGCAGAGUUACUCAUUGUUCUGUGAGUGAGCUAUGGAGAGUAGCAGUUCCCACGAGCUAUUCCAGGAGCAGUUUUGAUGAUAAUAUGACAAGUAAUCAGUGUCUGCUGGUAGGAGUGCCACUCUUACACGGUGGCAUCAUGGGAAACAAUGUAGAGCCAAUUUCUCACGUUGGUGAUUUGGGCCUUCUCAUCACACACAACUUGAACAUUGAUGGAGUAAUAGCCCUUGUUGCGAAACAGCUCUCCAUUUUCUCCACCUGGGUUUUGAAUGGGAAUAUGAGUGCAGUCAAUUGCUCGUGUAACUCCUGGAAAACCAACUCUUCUAUAAAAUCCAGUAGAUGUUUCUCCUGUUGGGGCAAAUCUUAUAAACUGAUUUUUCAAGGCUGCAAUUGCCCCCGAUACUCUUCCAACAAUUCUGCUCACUGUUGAUUUAUUUACUGCAAAGAGGUCUCCAUCCACCAUUUGGAAACAACCAGUAGCGUAAAAGCGCAAGGCUAUUAAAAGC
Messenger RNA from Ictalurus furcatus (blue catfish), 2786 nucleotides. It is a transcript of the gene rassf4a, whose product is annotated as Ras association domain family member 4a. Gene Ontology annotation, biological process: signal transduction. The record is from RefSeq and is a predicted model, not a curated record. NCBI's taxonomy places the organism in Eukaryota, Metazoa, Chordata, Actinopteri, Siluriformes, Ictaluridae. The transcript is spliced from 11 exons. The coding region runs from base 117 to 1085 and encodes 322 amino acids.